Messenger RNA from Fonticula alba, 522 nucleotides. RefSeq lists its product as hypothetical. The coding region runs from base 1 to 522 and encodes 173 amino acids. Gene Ontology annotation, molecular function: structural constituent of ribosome. The transcript has a single exon. Lineage: Eukaryota; Rotosphaerida; Fonticulaceae. The record is from RefSeq and is a predicted model, not a curated record. Gene Ontology annotation, cellular component: mitochondrion; ribosome. Gene Ontology annotation, biological process: translation.
AUGUUUUCUCUGAUCGCCUCCCGCACUGGGGCGGCGACUGUCGCUGCCAUUGCUGCGCGGUCCGCCGCAAACCCGGCUUUUGGUAUGGCGGCUACUCGGGCCUACUCCGCUGAGGCCGACAAGAAGAAGAAGAAGAAGAAGGACCAGAUUGGCCUGGUCCGCGUGCAGCUCCAGUCCAAUGUCCGCGAUGUCGGUGUGGCCGGUCAGGUGGUCUACGUGGCGGCCGGCUACAUGCGCAACUACCUGCUGCCCACUCGUCGGGCCCUCUAUGCCCCGCGCGACCACCAUGCCGUUGGUAAGCUCCGCUUCCAGGAGCUCCAGCGCAAGAAGCAGCUGGAGGCCCUCAGUCUGGAUCCCGAUGCGGUCCUCGCCGGUGAGGAGGGCGAUGCCCCCGUUGAGGAGAUCGCCUCCGGUGCGGAGGACACCCCGAUUGCCAUCGAGGAGGCCCCCGCCGCCACUGUUGAGGAGGUUGUCAUCUCGGAAAAGGCCCCGGAGGCGGCCUCUCAGCCAGCCACCAACUAA